This is a messenger RNA of Erigeron canadensis, 624 nucleotides long. RefSeq lists its product as uncharacterized. NCBI's taxonomy places the organism in Eukaryota, Viridiplantae, Streptophyta, Magnoliopsida, Asterales, Asteraceae. The transcript has a single exon. Bases 1 to 624 code for a protein of 207 amino acids. The record is from RefSeq and is a predicted model, not a curated record.
AUGUGGAAGGAUAAUCAGAAUAUUGUGGGGGAUUUUUCGGUUACUCGAGUAUGGGAUACUAUCCGCCCUAAAGAUGCAGAAGUGUCUUGGUAUUCGUUGGUUUGGCAUGCACGUUGUAUUCCAGAACAUGCAUUUCAUCUUUGGCUUGUAAUGAGGAAAAGACUGAAGACACAAGAUUUACUUAGACCGUGGGAUGUUUGGGACCAAUCAUCACAGUUUGUAUGCUCGUUAUGUGAGUUACAACAAGACUCAAAUGAUCAUUUGUUCUUCACUUGCUCCUUUUCUUCACAGGUGUGGCUGGGAAUAUGUUCGUUGGCAGGUAUUUCUGUUAAUGUUUCGGAUUGGGACUCUAUUAUGGCUGAGGUGAUUCCUUUAUCCAAAAGGAAAAACAUUGAGAGUGGUGUUACUAGACUGGUUCUUGCAGCUUCUGCAUAUUUCAUUUGGCAAGAAAGAAAUAGGCGUUUGUUUUCUCAGCAACGACGAUUGAGUGCUCAAUUGAUUCAGGAGAUUGUUAGUGUGGUCCGGUUGAAGCUGCUUUCAUUCCAUUAUAAGAUUAAUGACAGGGUUGAACACAUGUUGGGGGUCUGGAAGAUGUCGGUUUCUUUGAUGUCUUCAAAGUAUUAG